AUGGGUAGAUGGAAAGAUAAGAAUUUAGUGGUGGCGGUGAUGGAGGAUAUGUUGCUUGUAGUCCAGGAAAAGAGUGGCAGGUUACAAGGAACUGGUGUGUGGAAAAUUCCUACUGGAGUAGUUGAUGAGGGUGAGGAUAUUACUGUGGCAGCUGUAAGAGAAGUGAAAGAAGAAACAGGAAUCGAUGCAGAGUUUCAAGAGGUAUUAGCAUUCAGGCAAGCACACAAGUCAUUUUUUGAGAAGUCAGAUCUAUUUUUUGUGUGCAUGUUACGUCCUCUGUCAUUUGACAUCCAAAAGCAAGACCUGGAGAUUGAGGCAGCCAAGUGGAUGUCACUCGAGGAAUACGCAGCUCAACCAGUCACCCAAAAACAUGGGAUCUUCAAGUGCAUCCAUGAGCUUUGCUUGGCAAAAGUAAAGGGGAACUAUGCUGGAUUUUCUCCACUGUCUGUAAAAUCAUUUUUUGAUGAUCAGUUGAGUUAUAUAUAUCUAAAUAGGCAGGAUAUACAGAGCUUAACUUCUUCGGAUCAGUCCUAG
Fragaria vesca subsp. vesca is the source of this 534-nucleotide messenger RNA. Its product is annotated as nudix hydrolase 10-like. The record is from RefSeq and is a predicted model, not a curated record. Bases 1 to 534 code for a protein of 177 amino acids. NCBI's taxonomy places the organism in Eukaryota, Viridiplantae, Streptophyta, Magnoliopsida, Rosales, Rosaceae. Gene Ontology annotation, molecular function: NAD binding; ADP-ribose diphosphatase activity; NADH pyrophosphatase activity. The transcript is spliced from 6 exons.